Ictalurus furcatus (blue catfish) is the source of this 6958-nucleotide messenger RNA. RefSeq names its product histone-lysine N-methyltransferase KMT5B. The transcript is spliced from 10 exons. Gene Ontology annotation, molecular function: protein binding; histone H4K20 methyltransferase activity. Bases 1170 to 3542 code for a protein of 790 amino acids. Lineage: Eukaryota; Metazoa; Chordata; Actinopteri; Siluriformes; Ictaluridae. The record is from RefSeq and is a predicted model, not a curated record. Gene Ontology annotation, cellular component: nucleus.
AUGGCUUAAUGGUUAGCACGUUCGCCUCACAGUGCCAGGGUUGGGGGUUCGAUUCCUGCCACAGCCCUGUGUGUGUGGAGUUUGCAUGUUCUCCCUGUCCUGUUGGUUUUACCUUCGGGUACUCCGGUUUCCUAGGACAUGCACGGUAGGCUGACUGGCGUGUCCAAAGUGUCCGUAGUGAUCCCUGCGAUGGAUUGGCAUCCUGUCCAGGGUGUACCCCGCUUGUGCUCGACGCUCCCUGGGAUAGGCUCCAGGUUCCCCGCGACCUUGAAGGAUAAGUGGUAUAGAAGCUGGAUGGAUGAACUUCCCACUACACUCAUAAAUCACUGCAAGGAAUAUUCCUUUGGUUUUUUUAGUCACACAUAAGCUAUGUGCUACGUAUGUUCCUGACAUACUAAAAUAUUCAAAUGUUACACUAGUCCUAUAUUAUCAAUCUGGAAUGUACAAAAAAAGUAGGGUCAAGUAUUGGGGUUGCAGAAAUCUCAUGAUGUCCAUUUGGGGUCGUUUGGGAAUCAUUGUAAUGGGUAUAAAAGUUUCUUUAUAGGUGUAAAAAAAAACAAAAAAAAACAACUGACAAAUCUAUGCGUAAAAUUUUUUUUUCUAAAUAUCUCCACAAAAUCCCUAAUGCACAAUAAUCCAUACGUAGUUUUACUUAAUUUAAAUUCCGAACUUUUUGUGCGCAAUACAUUCAGCAGGUUAGGAAGAGUGGAUCUGGCAACCCGUUUUAAAAGGACUGUGGUUUGUUUUUACGGAACUACUUUCGUGUUCCUCCGAGUACGGGGUAGUAGUUCUUAACCGACUAUUUUAGCGCUUAUUUAAAUAUUAUUUCACUAACUAAAUUAAUAAUGUUUCAUUUUAAAACGCACAAGUCGGUGUUUAUAAUCAUUUAUUUUCCGUUAAUUGAGGAAAUAAAAAGCAAUAAGGUCCAGUUUUCGACACCGAUUUGAUGUUCGGCCUUUUCUUUUUCCAUGGACGGCCGCCAUCUUGAAUUUUUAUGUUGAUUUUUUUUUUUACUGUAGCUAAGUUAGACAUAUGUUUAAUCAGUAUCUUUUUUUAGGAUUUUAAUUACUUUGAUUUGGGAUCAUAGUGAAAGAUUCAGGUCUGAUUCGCCAUGGCAGCCAAUGACUAACACAGAGACUCGAUGCUACUAACGCGGGCGCUCUGCGGGUAUGAAGUGGAUGGGAGAACCCAAGAAGAACAUGGUAGUAAAUGGCAGACGUCCUGGCAGCAGGUUCACCGAAAGCCGCCCACAGCAUCUGCGUCACAGCAAGAACUCGCUCAGCAGCCGGAGAUGCAGCCGCCGUUUCAACGGUGGUCCGAUGGAGGCGGAAAGACGCCACGUCCCAUCGUCAGGAAUGACCGCCAAGGAACUGUGUGAGAACGACGACCUGACCACGAGCCUCAUCCUUGAUCCUUACCUCGGCUUUCAAACCCAUAAGAUGAACACCAGAUUUCGGCCCGUUAAAGGAAGACAAGACGAGCUGAAGGACAUCAUAGAGAGUUUUAAAAAACACAACGACCUCGAGAAAGCUUUUGAAGCUUUAACAUGUGGAGAUUCCUCCAGGAAUCAUCUUCUGUCCAAGACUAAGGCUCAGGAGAAACUUUUCAAACAACACGUAUUUGUUUAUCUGCGCAUGUUUGCGAGCGACAGCGGGUUCGAGAUUUUGCCCUGCAACCGAUAUUCAUCUGAACAAAACGGAGCCAAAAUAGUCGCGACAAAGGAAUGGAAGAGGAAUGAUAAGAUCGAGCACCUGGUGGGUUGCAUUGCUGAGCUGUCAGCCAGCGAGGAGAACAUGUUAUUACGCCACGGGCAGAACGACUUCAGCGUCAUGUACUCCACUCGCAAAAACUGCGCUCAGCUCUGGCUCGGGCCCGCCGCUUUCAUCAACCACGAUUGUCGGCCGAAUUGCAAGUUUGUGUCAACGGGGCGCGACACGGCUUGCGUUAAAGUUCUCCGAGAUAUCGAACCGGGCGAAGAGAUCUCCUGUUACUACGGCGACGGGUUCUUCGGAGAAAACAAUGAAUUUUGCGAAUGCUACACGUGCGAAAGGCGUGGCACUGGUGCUUUCAAAUCAAAAAUGGGACUUCCCGUGGCAGUUCCUGUUAUCAAUAGCAAAUACGGCUUGAGGGAGACCGACCGGCGAAUCAAUAGGCUGAAGAAGCUGGAAGAAGCGAGCCAGAACUCCGACGUCCGUUCCGUCGGCUCUCACACCGACGCAGACACUCAGGAUUCACCAAAAACACACUCAUCGUCUAGGAAAAGAACGCCGGCUAGUGCGAGGGUAAGUAAAACCAGGAGCCAUGAUGGACGGUCUCUCUCAAGAGCUUACACAUCUACCUCACCUUCCAAACAAAGUCAAGCUAAUAACAGGGUACCAAAGAGACUGAAAUCAAAACCCUCCAGGCCUUCGCUCACGAGCGUAAGGUUACGGAGCCAGAGCCGAGGGUCCGACGCGAAGACCUCCGCCAAGGAGCCGAAAGCCGCGCUCUGCAGAGACGUCCGUGUUAAAAAGGAGAAGGACUCGCUUAGAACUUUUAACUCUGCGGGUUCCAGAGGCUGCUUAACACAGCACAUCGCAAAGGAAAACUAUCAGCCGUCUUUAAAGUGUUCUGUGGAAUCGGAGAGCUGCACUUACAGGACUCGAAGGUCAGCGAGGACUUUGCAUAAGGCGCAGGAAGCUGACGGCAUCGACGGUGAACGAAGCACUUUUGAAAGCCAAAACCCGGUCAUUAAAACGGAGCCGGCUGACAUGGAGGAGUACCUCUCUCACAGCUUGACGCUGAAGGAGAAAACGCCGGAAGACUCGUACAUCGGGAGAGUUUCUAACUCGCAGCAUCUCCAGUUCCCUCAGCUCCAGCUGGACAGGAGGAUAAAAAGCGAGGACGAGCGCAGCGAGCCUUUCACGCCAAGGUUUAUGCAAAGUCCUAGCGUCAAGGACGUGCUCCUGGGGUUUCCCGAAAGGCCUCGGCGUUCCGGUUCUUCCAAGAAGGACAAGUCUAAAGGAAGCAGGCGGAGUUUGGGAAGAGGGAAGAAGAAACACAGAAUUCCACACUAUGACGCAGUGAUUCUGGAUAGCAGCACGGGGAUUCCCAAGCUGACUUUGCGCAGACGUAGGGACAGCGGCGAGACCAGACAGGCUCACACGGACUCCUCAAAGAUUGGCUUCAAGCUGGGCAAAGACCGCGAGCGCGACGAGGGAAGCUCUCACGGAGCCAGGUUCAGCAACAACGGCUUCAGUUCCGCGUCCAGGAAGACUUCCGGAAAGCUGAAGAUCCAGAUGAAACGCGAGGACAGCGAGCGUCUGGUCGCGCAGACGUGUCUCAACGGCAGUCACCGGCGCAACCAUGUGGAUCAGCAGCCUUCAUCGGAGGAGGAGGAGGAGGAGGACGACGACGACGACGAUGAUGACGACGAUGAUUACGAGGACGAUUUUCCGCUUCCAACAGCAAAACGUCUCCGGCUUAUUCUCGGCAAAGAUUCCAUAGACAUCGAUAUCUCCUCCAGGAGGAGAGAGGAUCAGUCGUUGAGGCUCAGUGCAUAAGCUCACCUUCGGACUCACAUGUACAUAAACUUCAGGUUAACUCUGAUUACGUCACUGAAAAGAAAUACAUCAUUUAAGGAAUAACUUGAGCUUUUUUCCCCACCUCCAAUCUAAUCUCUCUCCAUUGUAUAUGUAGCAUAUGUGUGAUUACCGUGUGUAACAAUUUCAAUGUUUCCCUGAUUAGAAAAAUAGCAAACUUAUAAUGGAGGUCUAUGGGCGGAUGUCAAGUCUUUUAAUGAAUAUUUAAAUCAGCAGAAGUUUAGAAGGAAACACUAAAGGUGUGAGGAUGAGAUCGAUGCUAGACGUUUUUACGGUGUUUCUGUAGCCUUUUAUCAUUUUUAAUUAAACGUGAAUAAAAUUGAAGAAAAGCCAGUUCACCGAAGGGGAAAGGACGGACGCGGGAUGUGAAUGAGGGCCUUGGGGUAGAAUGUGCUGUUUAUCGCCUUCCAUUUAACUGAAGGGACACGCUGUGAGGAUUUGUGGUUAAUGAAAAAUAUAUAUUUAUAUUAGUAUAUAAAAGCAGUUCUCUAAUACAGAUAGACCUGUAUCAUUUAUACAGAUUAUGGUUCUCAAAUACGUUUUUUUUUUUUACUUCAACCAUGUAGUAUUCAAUUAUUAAUUAGGUUAUUUUAAAAUUAAUGUGAAGUGUAUGCUAGCAUCGCACAAGCAAACGUUUACAUUCGUACUGUAUAAACAAUGGGACGUGAAAACAAGCUGCUUAGAUGGCGAAAUCCAAACACUGGGCUUUUUUGAUGCUAGCGAACUGGAAAAAUCGUCGUUAGCCGAGUUCUGGUCGCGUUGUGGUCACGGGGGUCGUUUCGGGAACGUUGCAAAAGAAUGGAGUUAGCUGAUUAGAGUUAAAACAUGGCAUCGUAAACGUUUUAAAUGCUUAUUUUUACGUAAAUAUGACACAAAAUUGUGUCAUAUUUGAGCCGUACGAUUCAUCUUGACAUCACUUAGACAAUUUUAUUCGCUUUAUUGACGAAACUUGAAAAGCAUUCAUCCUAAUGUUUGGAGAUUUUGUGAGUUCGAAUCCCGACGAUGCACCACGGCUAUUGUCGAAGUUUUCUGAGCGGGAGGGGCAUACCCUGACUCCCCUGUCAAUCACAGCAACACUAGCCAAUCCCGGGCUUCUGUGAGGUGACGUAUGCGGAAGAGGGCAGAUAGCCCUUGCGUCUGUAAUGCAUCAUUAGCAGCAGCCUCCGACAAAACAGUUCACAAUUUCCUUUCUCUGAAAAUACGUUCGCGUAAACGUUCAGUGCUGAAAUCCAACGUCCGCCCUUAGUCUUUAUAUAAAUAUUUUUGUUCUUUUUUUUUCCCCCUACAAGAGAUUGUAGAAAUUCUUGUCUUGUAAUCACACACAGUAUAGAUACAGUGAUCGAGAGAGAGAACGGAUUGGAGUAUUUCCUUAAUUAACGUUUGUAUAUUGUUAAAAUGCACUUAAAAUGGACGCCGCUCUUGUAAAUAUUUUGUAAAGUAUCGAUACUUGUGUGACAUCAUCCUGAUGUUGUUUUUAAACAGUGUGCUCGCUCUGCUGGAACCAGUCGAAGAAACCAACCUGAUGAGUCAUGUAGCACCAUGGGACUUCUUUUUUUUUUUUCUUUUCACACAUGGACACGCUUUCGUACGAUGUCGUAUUGUAUUGUAAGCGUAUCUACAGAGCACAGAACUGAGGUUGUGUUUUUUGUUUGUUUGUUUGUUUGUUUGUUUGUUUGUCUGUGUUUUUUUUUUUUCCUUCUGAAAUGUAAUUGGUGCUGAUUCUCUACGCCGUCUCUGUCCGAGCCAACAGUUCAUGGCGAGAAACGAUUUUGCAUGUCAGUUAUAUGGUGUAGGAGUUGUGUAAAUGGCAGACAUCCAUGCCAUAGGUGCUCAUACUUUGGGACUUCUGUGAAUUUCUCAUGACCAGGUUAACAUUCCGCGCAUUAUUUAAAUGAUUUAACGACAUUUCAGCUCCUCGUUCUACUCCGCUGGAUAUUCCGUUCUUGAAUGCACGUCGGAGUACGCUGUAAACCGAGCGUGUAAUAAUCACGUAUGGCAUUAUUCCAAGCAUGAUUUGCGAGCUCUAACGAUCAUGUUCUCAUUCGAUACCUCUUCCCUGUACAUGUUAAACCUAAUCAUAGCACUAAUCAUUGUCAAGUCAUGUUUUUAAAAAUAAAUCAAUAAAUACGAUCAAAGGAAAAUAGUUAACAGAAGACGAUUAUAGAAAAUGUGCGAAAGUUACACUUUCUGCCGUCUAUAACUUCUUAAAAUGGUGCGGUUGUAGGAAAAUAAUCACCGUUGAGGUGAUACCAUGAAAAAGUUGGUUAUUUUCCUAUAGCAUCACUUCCUGAAGUGUUUUCUUCCUCUUAUGCCACACCAAUAUAUCAAUGACUUAUGUUUAUUUCUUAAAGACGACACUUUUCAUUCGUUUAUAUUUGCAUUUAAUGUGAAACAAGCUUGUUUCCUGUUCUCACUUACGUUGUAGCAGCUGUAAAUCAGUCCGGACAGGAUUUCGCAGAGGUUUUUUCUUUUUGCGUGAUUGUUGUGGCACAAAACGCUUGAUUUUGCCGCAACAAAACUACUCGAAUCGGCAAAAUCGCAACUGCACGGAAUUGUUUUGCGUGCUCUUUCGCAACGAUGUUUGUUGAGGCCUUUUGGCUGUACUCGUGUUCGACGUGUUCGACGCACGUGUACGGAAGAGGGCGUCGGCUGAAAGCGCGUUGUGUUGACGUCACGCGACACGUCUCGGUGCAGACCUGCGGUAAAUUUGAAAAAGUGCAAGCUCCUCCGAAUAUUGCGGCGUUCCCUUGAUUUUCCCGCUCGUUUCUGUGAUCGCAAAAAAUUCUCUUGAAGUUAACGCAGCUCGUCACGUUACUCCCAGAUCAACGAUUACACGUUAUACAAGUCCCUGUGAAUGAGAUUUGCAGCUGCGCUACUGUCAGUGCUACAGUCGUAGAAAACGAAUCAUCUUCCGACCAAUCAGAAUUCAGAAUUGAACAGCGCUGUGGUUUAAGAGAGAUGGGAAGAAAACACAUUCCUCUGAUAGCACAAGGUGCCUUGCAUCGGGGCCCCUGACAUCUCCGGUCGUUCUGCUCUGGUGGUCGAUGCUGUAUUACAUAUCACGUGACGCUUUGAGAUGAACGUUAAAUCUUCGUAUCACCAGCAGCUGUGAACUGGACUUCAUCCCGUCUUCCCACUAAGGAUUUCCCCUCACCUCGCCCCCAGUCCUCUGUUUCUGCUCCGUUUAUUAUCUCUGUACAGUUCCCUGUUAAGAUUCCAGCUCUGACUCUAAGUGUGUAUAGUUGUUUAUAAGGGUAUGGGGUACAAUUUAAGUAGAAAAGCAAAUGUGCAAAAGUUGCCCACUAUUUAAAUCUUUUUAUUUAACAGGUUUGAAUACUUGAAUUGAAGAUAAAGUCCCGUUGGGGAAAGUAAGACCA